GCAUUUCGCCUUCAGUCGGACAGAGGCGAGCGUCUCACGUCGAGCUAAGUUCUGCUCUAUUUUUAGGUGUUUUGGACGCGAUGGAGAGUGACUGCACGGAUUUUUGUGCCUUUAACGUGCAGAUCACGUGUUUACGUUAAUUUAAGGAGGACACGCGCUUGUUUUUGGACCCGUUAGCCCGUCUGUUUGUUUCGUGUGCCAUGCUGGAGUGAUCCGUCCCAGGAGGUGCCAUGCUCGCCACACAGACUGAUGCUCCACCUGAGGCUAAAGAUGUCAAACAGAUCAAAGAGAAGUUGGCACAGUCGCUGAAGGCCCUGCAGAAACGAUAUGUAACCUCAGACUUGGUGGUCACCAGCGAAGAUGGCGACGCUAACCUCCUCUGCUGUGCCCUGGAGGCCGUCUUCAUCCACGGGAUCAAGAGCAAGUACAUCCGCUCGGAGUCUCGAGGUGGGAGUAGGAAAGGGGACCGAGGACCCCUCCCUCAGCCUUUUUUCUGGAGCCUCCUUAAAAGUGUCACCCACCGUGAUGUGAUCACCGAGCUGGAGAAGAUCAGCUUUGUGGGCACUGAUGUGGGUCGCUGCCGAGCGUGGCUCCGGCUGGCUCUUAACCACGGCCUCCUGGAGUGCUACCUCGCAUCGUUGUUCCGGGAAGACUCCAAGCUGCAGGCCCAUUAUCAGCCCAGUGCCUUGCUCCUGAACCCGGAGGAGCGAGAAGUUCUGCUCAGCUACCUCCAGGGUCUGACCUCCCUCACAUUCAGCCUGUCUUACAAGUCGUCUGUCCUCAACGAGUGGACCACCACGCCUCUGGCUCUUGCCGGACUCUGCCCCUUGUCCCAGGCGGACUUACUCAACCUGCCCCUCAAUGGUGGAGGCCAUCCCACCUCCAAGCCCGUAUGCAAGGAACUGUGGGAUACGGUGUCUCAGUCAUCGAGUUCUUCAGAUGCACCGGAUGUGCAGAGAGGCUGCCCGGUUUUACUGGGGAGGGGAUCAGAUCUGUUACAAGGGAGUGAGACUGCUCUUCAUUCCUCUAAUUUAAGCCUGGAUACCACAGGCUCCUCUCAGCUCUCCUCCAGCCUGAGCUCUGACAGCCUUCUGCAGGGACAGGACCCCCGCAGCCCGACAGGAGGGCAGUGGUCUCCGUGUGACCUGGAAGCAUCCAUUAAUGUCAACAUUGGCACCGAGAGGCCACAGAAAGACUCGCUGACUGAUUUCCGUGAGAGUGGACACUGCAGUCAGGACUCCACGCAGGAGGACUCGUUCGUCUCCUGCAUCGGCCCCGCUCAGUUCUCAGAAACGGGUGUUUUCUGUGACAGUGAGAUCCAGGGUCCCGCUACACCAUCCCAACAACCCGUGGACCAACCCCCACACUCUGACUCAGAGCCAACUGAAGCAUCUAUUGAACUGCCAUCAUCUGAUGAUAAUCCGUACCCCGCUGAAGUCCGCAGUAGUCCCUCUUGUGAGUUACAUUUGGACGCAGAUCUUGUCUCAACAGGCAGUGAGCCGGCAGAGCCUGUGGAGGAAGUGACUGUGACUCGUGUUCAGGAGAGCAGUGAGCCUGAAGAGAAGACACCAGGGAGCUCAGAGAAAACCAGCUCAGACUCUGCAGGUCAACAGGGCCCGUGUCGCUCUGCGACUGUCCUGAGCAGGAAGACGUCCUCAGAUUCAUUUACACACUCUUCUUGGAUCUCAGACGACGACAUCUAUAAGCCCCACCUGGAGAACGUGCUGGACAGCGACGAGGCAUCUCCCUCCGCCCCCUCAGCUGAGCCCAGCUUCUCACCGCCUCGCCCGAGGGUCGUCCAUCGCAGACAAAUAGGACUGUCGAAUCCCUUUCGAGGUUUGCUGAAGCUCGGUCACCUGGAACGGCGCAGCGCCGUGGGAUUGUGGCGCGACUACUACUGCGAGCUGUCGCCCUUUGAGUUCCGCCUGUAUGUGAACGCGGAGGAGCGGACAUGCCACGACAACUGCUCCCUGCUGCGAUGCGAAGACGUUCGCAUCACCUCACCUGAGGGGCGAUUUGAGUUAAUUUUUCCCGGGAAGCGGGUUUACCUCCGUGCAGCCAAUCGUGACGAAGCUGAAGACUGGGUGGACCGGAUUAUUGAGGCUGUCAACAAAUGCCGGAAAGCACCGUGUGCAGACGAGCAGUGGGAGGUGCUGCAGACCUGCUGUGAGAAUGGUGUGGAUGAACGUGCAGUUUCUUCUCCAUCAUCUGCCCCCUCCAGCCCCGAGCGAGGCCCAGCUGCCUCUGACAGAUGUGGAGGGCAGGAUUCCCCUCCUUCUCUGCAGGAAUUUGACUGGACUUGGACUACAGAUAUGGAAACGGAUGCCAUCAAAGAAGCUGUUCUGUACUUCUCCACAGACCCUGAGGCCCGUCAGUGGGCACCUAUGGUUUUCUCCCUCUCCUUGGAAACCUUUAAAGGAUUUCUGGUACAAGAAGGAAGAAAGCUGCAGCGGCUAAACUACCCUAUUGAGGAAAUUCGGGAUGUGGUUCCUGAUGUCGCUCUGGGAGGACCGUCGUUUUUCAAACUCCUGACCAUCAGAGAGACGCUUAGAUUGAGAGCAGAGAAUGCGGAGGAGGCUCGCUCUUGGAGGGUUUUGAUCCGACAAGCUCUGGACUCCUACCUGGAGAACGGGGAGCAUGAAGGCUCUGAGGUACCCUUGGAAGUGACUGGGAAUCUGUACAGACUGGUGCAGCACAGGCUGAAAGAAGAUGGAGCUCUUCUAGUCCACCUCUGCAAAGUUCCCUCAGAGAAGGGGCUGGACACGCAGAGCUUCAAAUGUGCAGGCUGUCCUCAGCAGAUCGGACUGUCGCUGGGCAGAGCCCGGUUAUGCGAGUUUUCAGGCCAGUAUUACUGUGAGUCAUGCCACAAAGGUGACACCACCAUCAUCCCCUCACGCAUGGUGCACAACUGGGACCUCACCCACAGAGAGGUGUCGAAGAAAGCCCUGUGGCUCCUGAAUCACAUAGAACAAGAGCCUCUGCUCAAUCUGGAGCAGCUGAACCCUGAGUUGGUUGAGCACGCUGAGUCGAUGGGUCAGGCACACGUCCAGAGGCAGAAGCUGUGCCUUCUGGGUGACUACUUGCGUACCUGCCGCAGCGGAGCCUGCAAGAAACUCCAAGCCAGGAUGGGACAGCGAACUUACCUGUUGGAGUCGAUCCACCUGUACAGUGUCAAGGACCUGCGACAGGUAGCAGAGGGCCAGUAUGUAAACUUCCUGCGCACGCUGGUGCAGCACGCCUCCAACCAUGUGUUCAGCUGUGACCUUUGCACCCAGCGCGGCUUCAUUUGUCAGCUAUGCCACUCUGAUGACACCAUCUUCCCCUUUCAGUUUGAGAGGAUCACAAGGUGUAAAGAUUGUAAAGCGUUGUUUCACAGCAGCUGCAAGGUUGAUGAGCAGUCCUGUCCUCGCUGUCAGCGGAUGAGGAAGUACAUGGAGAGGGAUCUGCAGGACUGAGCGCGCUCAGCCGGGACGGUGCUGGGCUGAGCUGACGGAGCGUACAGCAAACUAAAUUUAGCUUUUACAUGACAUAACCUCAAGUGCAAUUAUGAGUUUGUGUGCCCUAACUGACUUAAAAAAUGAAGCUAUUAUAAGCCUCAGUGCUGCAGUAGCCAGACUCUCUUGCACUAAUGUAGAGGCGCUCAGAGCCUCGUGAAGCUGACGUGAUUCAGCCAAAUGUUACUGAGCAGUGACUUUAAUCCCUCUGAUUUCUGCUUCAGCCACGAGAUCAAAAAAAGGGCACGUCAGAGGUGGAGGUUGCUGCCAUGGAUUGUAGCCAAAAUGGAGUUGGCCAUUUUCCACUGCAGGAACUAACAGGUGCAUUCACCUGUUCCAAACUCAGGAACUCCUCUGGGGCUGUUUCUGGGUUAGUGUGCACUCCAGGGUGAGAUCAGGUACUCGGAGGUUCUUAACUACCCUGAAAACUGCUUUUUGAGAUUUAGAACAAGAACAUCUUUGAACAGCCACCCACCUUGUAGAACGAAAAGGAGCAAAACUUCUUUUCACUGAAACAUUGUAAAGUUUGCCACAAAACAAACGGCAACAUAGUUAACCAUGGGUUCCUGAACCAAAGCAUACUAGUAGUAGUCUGGUAGGAGCUGUAAUGCUACAAUCAAACGAUGUUCUAGCUCUGGAGAAAAACCACAGCUUUGUAGACCUGUUUGACCCCUCGUAUUGCAUUCAGAAGGAUCUGCGCUCGUGGUUCCUUCACAGAAACAGGCUGACCCGGGGCCUGUGCUGUUCCUGCAGUGGAAAAGCAUCCAUUAACACUCUUUACUUUGCUUGUCACAUCAGUGUCGUCGUCUUAACCGUCACAAUUACACAAAAGUGAUGCACAGUACGUUCUGUUUGUCUUUGAUGCACGAGUUAUUCAGAUACCCAUCAUUAAUAUUCAGUACUGCAAAAUAAUGAGAAAUGUUAACACAUUUUGAUUGUGCCUUCUUUUUAGUUAUGUUUUACACUAUUUUCCAAGGAUGUGUCAAUAUUAUGGGGCCAAAAUCCUUUUUUUCCCAAUAAUCAUACAGUAAAAAUACAUGGAUACAUUAAAUAUUUACAUAUGAGGACUUUGGGGGAUGUUUCUCUUUGUAUGUUAACUCUUUGAAAUGUGAUUAAAUGUAAUUCUUUAGGCUCAGAGAGGAGACUUGUUUGUGCUGCUUUUUCAUGCAUUUAAUGAAGUAAUAAGUGUGGGGCAAAAACAUUAAAAAUGAAAAUUUGGGAUCACUGUUUAUAAAGUUUAAAGAAUUUGCGUGUUUGCACUCAGAUAUGACUGUUAAAUGGAUAUUUUAGCUGGAAUAUCUCCAGCCACGCUAAGUUACCCCUAAACUCAAAACGCAGCGAUGUUUCUGCUCUUUUUCUUCCAUUUUUUGACUUUGACCUGAGAAUCAAGAUUGUUUUUGAGUCUGGACAGAACAAAAAUAAGUCGAAGGUUUACUGAACUCCAUUAUUCUAUAUGCAGAACAUAUCACAUGUAAGAGGAAAGCUGUGCUGUUAUUUCCUGAUGUAUAUUUAUUUCAUCUCCUUAUGUAUGAAUGACUGUG
Messenger RNA from Archocentrus centrarchus (flier cichlid), 5035 nucleotides. RefSeq names its product pleckstrin homology domain containing, family M (with RUN domain) member 1 (gene plekhm1). Lineage: Eukaryota; Metazoa; Chordata; Actinopteri; Cichliformes; Cichlidae. The record is from RefSeq and is a predicted model, not a curated record. The coding region runs from base 231 to 3455 and encodes 1074 amino acids. The transcript is spliced from 12 exons.